AUGGAUGUAUCUAGACGUAUUUUAGUUCUAGAUAUAUCCAUAUCCGAGACAAGUAUUUCCGAACGGAUGGAGUACAAUGUUUUAAUGGGUAGGCUACAGAAAGCCUCUCAUCAGGAUGUUCCAUUAGUAUCAUUUGUCAAUAGUGCAGAUUAUGAACUAUCUAGUGAUGAAGGAGGGCUCGACAUGCAAAGUUCUUUUUACGUUCUAUCUGAAUCAAAAAGUAAAAUGCUUGAAGAUGAAAUUAUCAUCUGCUUCCAGGAGGAAUGUGGUUAG
Molecule: messenger RNA, 273 nt
Organism: Triticum turgidum subsp. durum (durum wheat)
Lineage: Eukaryota; Viridiplantae; Streptophyta; Magnoliopsida; Poales; Poaceae
Source: the annotation of a GenBank genome assembly